AUGCUCGACUUUUCCGGCGCAGAGCACCUCUAUGUGUACUUUCGGCAGCACACGCUCCUCUGCGGCACGUUGUUGUCUCUGAUCGUUUUCGCUAUCGCCUUCCGCCAGCACAUAAUCGUCUACGGCAGGUUUGCGUACGCCUGCUUCUUCAAGCCCCUCAUUUUGGGGAACUCUACCGAGGUUCGGUCCCUAUCUGGGCAACAGCGCGCCCUCGAAGGCUUCUAUCGGACCCAGGCGAGCAUUUACGAUGUAACGAGAGGCACUCUUCUCCGCGGGAGAGAAGAUAUGCUCCAGUUAGCCGCGGCACAGUUGCAGCACCGUCGCCUUAACGGGAGCGCGAAGCCUGUUUGGGUCGAUGUCGGUGGCGGGACGGGGUACAACAUCGAGAAGAUGAACUCCUACGUUUCCGUACCCGAAUUCUUCUCCCACGUCUACCUGGUCGACUUGAGCCCCUCCCUGUGUGAGGUCGCCCGCGAGCGGUUUGCCAGGCUCGGGUGGAAGAACGUCCAUGUCAUCUGCGAAGAUGCCCGUACCUUCAGUUUGGAUCCGUCCGGUCCUAGCUUGGAGAACGUGGUCACGUCCAGCAGCAGCGAAAAGCAUCGCGUCAAGGCUGAUUUCAUCAGCAUGUCCUACUCUCUGAGUAUGAUACCCGACUUCUACUCCGUCAUUGACUCCCUCACAGAUCUGCUGACCCCCCUUGGCCUCAUCGCCUGCGUCGACUUCUAUGUACAAGCGGAAUCCAGCUUCUCCUACCGCAACUUCACCGGCGGGCACCACUCGCGUCACGUCAACUCGUUGUCGCGGGCGUUCUGGCGCUCAUGGUUCAAGCUAGACCGAGUCCACCUCCACGAGAGCAGACGGGACUAUCUCGAGUACCGAUUCGGCACCAUCCUCAACGCCAACGACCGCAAUUACUUCCUCGGUGGUAUUCCAUACUAUAUAUGGCUUGGGUGUCAAAGGGCCGCCACGUAUGGCACGGCUGGUGCUUUGGCUCGGGAGGCGGCCGAGCACAUCGACGCACUUGCUACAGAGUCCCCGUACCUCUCCCCCAUCCUUUACUCCGAGAAGCGGUCUGAGGCCGAAAACGCUGCCGCAUCCGAGACACGCCUCCAGCUGCGCUCAAAGGGGUUUGAGGCCGCCAUCCUAAACCUCGCGACAAACGUCCCCCUCCCGUCGUUCUUCUACCAGAACCAGCGGUGGCGUUUGUACUACGACGAAUCGCUUCAAAAGCACACCCAGUUCGACAAUCAAUAUAUCUACGCAUUCACUUGGGAAGACCCUGCCGAGGACCAGCGCCUUCUCAACAUUGGUCAGGACGACGUCGUCUUCGCCAUCACCUCCGCCGGCGACAACGUGCUCUCGUACGCUCUCCACCGUCCGCGCUCCAUUCACGCCGUCGACCUCAAUCCGACUCAGAACCACCUGCUCGAGCUCAAAGUCGCUGCAUUCAACGCACUUCCGUAUGAGGACGUGUGGAAGAUGUUUGGCGAGGGCCGCCAUCCGCAAUUCCGCGAGCUCCUCCUCUCCAAGCUCUCGCCCUACCUCUCCUCGCGCGCCUUCCAAUACUGGCUCGACAGAACUGCAGCUUUCACAUCACGUGGCGGUCUCUACGAGACGGGUGGCUCGCGGAUAGCUGUCAAGUCCUCCAAGUGGCUAUUUCGCCUGCUCGGGCUGUCGGGCGCGGUCAAGCAGAUGUGCGCGGCCACGACGUUGCGGGAGCAACGUGCGAUCUGGCGGACGCGCUUGAGGCCGGUCGUCCUGAGCAAGUACCUGAGCUACCUUGUGAUAUCGAAUCAGCGGUUCCUGUGGCGCGCUCUUGGCGUGCCGAAAAACCAGCGGGACAUGAUCUCGGACGACGGGAUCGCGGCUUCGGUCUCGAGCGGCGGCACGUUCUCAGCGAAGGAGGCAAUGUGGAAGUAUGUAGUGAACACGCUCGACCCCGUCGUGGAGAACACGCUAUUGAAGAACAGCAACUACUUCUAUCGGGUGUGCUUGCAGGGCCAGUACGACAAAGAGUGCUGCCCCGCGUAUCUCUCGAAGGAGGCCCACAAGAUGCUGUCGCAGCCCGGUGCAUUUGACGGUCUACGUGUGCAUACAGAUGAGUUUGUGGAGGUCCUUGCACGCAUCAAGCCAGAGACAGUCACUGUUGCUGUGAUCAUGGACCAUAUGGACUGGUUCGACCCUGAGGGUACCAGCGCGACGGAAGAGAUCCGGGCAAUCAACAAAGCAAUGAAAGUCGGCGGGCGCGUCCUGCUUCGCAGUGCGGGGCUGAAGCCUUGGUAUAUCGCCAACUUUGCGGCACAGGGUUUCAGGAGCAAGCAUGUCGCCGCACGGACUGCUGGGAAGUGUAUCGACAGGGUGAAUAUGUAUGCAUCGACAUGGAUCUGUACCAAAGUUAGUGCGGAUCCUACCGCGCCUACUGAGGCCGUCAAUGGGUCGGAGUCUGGUCAAUCUGAAGUUCGUGAGGCACUGGAACUAUGA
Messenger RNA from Dichomitus squalens LYAD-421 SS1, 2481 nucleotides. RefSeq lists its product as uncharacterized. The record is from RefSeq and is a predicted model, not a curated record. The transcript is spliced from 6 exons. The coding region runs from base 1 to 2481 and encodes 826 amino acids. NCBI's taxonomy places the organism in Eukaryota, Fungi, Basidiomycota, Agaricomycetes, Polyporales, Polyporaceae.